GGCAGUAGAAAAUUGUCAAUGACACCGCCGUCUUUGUAGCUUAAUUUAAUUUAAUAACAUUUGAAACACUUAUUUCUUGCUAAUGUAAACAUUUAACGUUUCUGUAUAAUUUACACCGCCAGACAUCUAUUAAGAUCUCUGUUCCAUAACUUGCAUUUCAUUUCGUUUCAAUGUAUCCUAUAUCAUGACUUGUUUGAUCCCAUUUUGAUUUUAAUUAUACACCAAUAAGCAGUUAACGUCCCAUUUUCAUUUUUCAAAUGGUUUUCACAUUGAAAUCCAAUAUUAUUUAGAUUGUUAUUACAACACUCUAUACAUUUUUCAAUUAUUGGGGGUGAACGGUCCAGAUUCAUUAUUGGUACUCUCGCUUGCGCGCACUCACAUUUUUGUUUCUCCGACAUCUGUCCUAAACCGUUGUAGUUUUCCUUAUUUCACACUUCUGACCGUGCUUUCCAUUACAACCAAUGUAGAAGAAUGCCAAUUGCAUCAAAACGCCUGUCACUAAUUAUUUAUGGACGGUGAAUAUAGUUUUUAAUUAACAUAGCAUCCAUUAAUAAUAAUCACAUUUACGUAGAUAUAGAAUUAUUUUUAUCUCCAAAAAUGUUGGCCACCUGGAUCAGACCUAUUCAGCAUCAAGCCUUCUAAUGGUAAGUAGAAAAUGUAAUUUAGAUUGAAUAUUUUCCGAUCAUGUAAACAGACACCCAGCUUUUAAGAAUUCUCUGAGAAAUAUGGAGAACGUUAAUUACUUGGACACUUUUAAUAAACCGGUUUUCAACAAUAUACAUACAGAUACACAGAUGUAUAGUGAUGAAGAAUCUUUAUGUAAUGGAACAUUUACUAAACAAAACUCAGUACAGAGAAAGAUGCCUGAAUAUCACUGUGAGAUUUGUAAGAAAACAUUCUUUUCCGAACAUGAAGUCUUAACGCAUAAAGAAACACACGGCAGGGAAAACCCCUUCCGCUGUGAUAUAUGUGGUAAAUAUUUUGUCUAUAACAGUAUUUUAACAAGUCACAAAAGAAUGCAUACUGGAGAAAAACCGUUUCACUGUCAAAUAUGUGGAAAAUCUUUCUCCGAGAAUUCUCAGCUUACAAUCCACAAACGGAGUCAUACUGGAGAAAAGCCCUAUCAUUGUGAAAUAUGCGGAAAACAUUUUGUCGAUAACAGUAAUUUAACUAGACAUAAAAGGAUACACACUGGAGAGAAGCCGUUUCACUGUGAAAUGUGUGGGAAAUCGUUCUCUGAGAAUUCUAAGCUGAAAAUCCACAAACGUAGCCACACUGGAGAAAAACCUUAUUGCUGUGAAAUAUGCGGGAAAUCUUUUGUCAAUAAUUCUAGUCUUGUUAUCCACAAACAUAGUCACACUGGAGAAAAGCCUUAUCACUGUGAAAUAUGUGGAACAUAUUUUGUCUCUAACAGUAAUUUAACAAAGCACAAAAGAAUACAUACUGGAGAAAAACAGUUUCACUGUGAAAUAUGUGAGAAAUCUUUCAUUGAAAAGUCUAGUCUUAUAUUCCAUAAACGUAGACAUACUGGAGAAAAACCAUAUCAUUGUGAAAUUUGUGGGAAAUCAUUUAUGAAAAGCAGUCACUUAAAAACACACAGAACAAUUCACACUGGAGAACAACCAUUUCACUGUGAAAUUUGUGGGAAGUCCUUCCCCGAGAAUUCUAAAUUGACAAUUCACAAACGUAGUCACACUGGAGAAAAACCCUAUCAUUGUGAAAUGUGUGGCAAAUCUUUUGUUAGUAAUGGUGAUUUAACAAAACACAAAAGAAUACAUACAGGAGAAAAACCAUUUCACUGUGAGAUCUGUGGAAAAUCUUUCGUAGAAAAUUCUAGUCUUGUAGUUCACAAACGAAUUCACACUGGAGAAAAACCAUAUUGCUGUAAAAUAUGUGAAAAAUCCUUUGUCAGUAACAGUAAUUUAAAAAACCAUGAACGAAUACACACUGGAGAAAAAAACUAUCACUGUGCAAUAUGUGGUAAACUAUUUAUCACAAACAGUAUCUUAAAAAGACACAAACAAAUACAUACCGGAGAUAAAUCUUUAACCUUUUAUCACUUAAAAAUAUACAGAACAAUUCACACUGGAGAACAACCAUUUCACUGUGAAAUUUGUGGGAAGUCCUUCCCUGAGAAUUCUAAAUUGACAAUUCACAAACGUAGACACACUGGAGAAAAACCCUAUCAUUGUGAAACGUGUGGCAAAUCUUUUGCUUGUAAUGGUGAUUUAACAAAACACAAAAGAAUACAUAUGGAGAAAAACCAUUUCAUUGUUAGCUCUGUGGGAAGUCUUUCAGUGCAAUUGCUUGUAGUUCAUAAACAUGUACAUACUGGAGAAAAACCACAUUGUUAUUCCCAUGCUGGAUGUUCAAAAACCAAAGGAAGAGUAGAUUUUCAAUCUCAGGAUAAUCCUGAUUCCAAAAAGAAUGCUCAGGAUAAAGAGGAACUACUUCAUACUGAUUCUACUGAGAUACCAGCCAUUCAAGUUGAUAGCAGUGUAAUGGAGGGCGUUAAUCACUUGGACUCUUCUACUAAACCCGUUUUUAACAAUAUAGACACCGAUACGCAGACAUAUAAUGACGAAGAAUUAUGUAGUGAAACGUUUACUAAACAAACGUCAGUACAUAGGAAGAUUGCUGAAUAUCGCUGUGAGAUAUGUAAGAAAACGUUUUCGUCAAAAUACGAAGUCAUUACGCACAGAAAAGUACACCACAAGGAAAAACCCUUCCGCUGUGAUAUAUGUGGAAAGUCUUUUGUUUUGAAGAGUAAUUUCGCUAGACACACAAAAAUACAUACUGAAGAAAACCCGUUUCAGUGUCAGAUAUGUGGGAAAUCAUUCAUUAAAAAUUCGAGUCUUGUUAUUCACAUACGUAAUCACACGGAAGAAAAACCACACAAAACCAUACAGACUGGAGGAAAACCCUACCCCUGUGAAAUAUGUGGAAUAUCUUUUGUUCAUAGUAGUAAUUUAACGAGACACAAAAGGAUACACACUGGAGAAAAACCUUACCACUGUGAAAUAUGCGGAAAGGCUUUUGUCUAUAGCAGUAAUUUAACAAGACACAGAAGAAUACAUACUGGAGAAAAACCUUACCAUUGUGAUAUAUGCGGAAAAUCUUUUGUUGAUAACAGUAAUUUAACAACACAUAAAAGAAUACACACUGGAGAAAAACUGUUUCACUGUGAAAUAUGUGGGAAGUAUUUUAUUGAAAAUUGUAAACUUACAAUCCACAAACGUAGACACACUGGGGAAAAACCUUAUCACUGUGAUAUCUGUGAGAAAUCAUUUUCUGUGAAGUCUUCGCUUAUAGUCCACAAGCAAUUACAUACUGGAGAGAAGUCUUAUCUUUGUGAGAUGUGUGGUAAAUCCUUCUCUCGGAACUCUGAUCUUAUUAGUCACAAACGUAGACAUACUGGAGAGAAACCCUAUAGCUGUGAAAUAUGUACAAAAUCAUUUGUAAAUAACAGUGAUUUAAAAACUCACGAACGAGUACACACUGGAGAAAAACCUUAUUAUUGUGAAAUAUGCGAUAAAUCAUUUUCUGUUAGUUCUAGUCUUUUAGUUCAUAAACGUAGACACACGGGAGAGAAACCUUUUCGGUGUGAAACAUGUGGUAAGUCUUUUGUCAAUAGUAGUCAUUUAAACAGACAUGAACGAAUACAUGCUGGAGGGAAGACUUUUAACAGUGAAACGUGAGAAAGGCUCCUCCAAAGAGACAUUUAUUUCGAUGAAAUAUGUUGGAAAUUCUCGUCGCGUCGUCUACAAAUGUACCCCCACUUUCACUGAAACUGUUUUGAAAUCUUUUUGUGAAUUAUAAACAUGUGGUUAAUAAAUGAGCACACGCAUGAAAUAAGUCUGCCCAUGUAACCCACAACUGAAAAUUGACUGGAGGAAAAUAUUAGUGUGAAAUCUUGAAAAAUAAUUCUCUGGGUUUCUAAUCGUGAAAUCCACAAAAACAAUUCUGGAAAAGUUGUCAUUAAAUAUUUUUUAAAAUUAAUCAUAACUGGAAAAACACAAAGGUAAAAAUCCUGAAAGAUGCGAAAUUUGCAGAAAAUUAUUCUUUCAAAACCCCAUGUUAAAACAAGCAAAUAUCAUUGUGUUGAUUGAUCUAUUACAUAUCUCUUGUAAAUAGACUUGAAAAGAACUGAGAAAUUCAUGUAAAACGUGGCUGAAAUUCUAACAUUUUAUCUGUAAAUUAAAAUCUUAUACAUUUUAUAUUAAAAAUCUUAUUUAAAUAUGUUA
Molecule: messenger RNA, 4244 nt
Organism: Octopus bimaculoides (California two-spot octopus)
Lineage: Eukaryota; Metazoa; Mollusca; Cephalopoda; Octopoda; Octopodidae
Biological process (GO): regulation of DNA-templated transcription
Molecular function (GO): DNA-binding transcription factor activity, RNA polymerase II-specific; RNA polymerase II cis-regulatory region sequence-specific DNA binding
Source: RefSeq, a predicted model, not a curated record